AUGAAGAUUAGUAACAAGAGUAUAGGAGAAAUAUUAUACAAAAUUAUUGAUAAUGAUGGAAGCGGAAACUUAGAUUUUACAGAAUUUGUUGAAGGCUUGAACAAGUUUCAUCCUAAUACACCUUUUGAUGAAAAAGUGAAACUUUGUUUUCAAGCAUAUGAUAGCGAUGGAAGUGGAGCUGUAUCAAAAGAAGAAAUUAGUGAUGUAAUAAAACUAUCUAUUCAAGGAAGUAGUUUAAUUGAACUUGAAGAUGCGCAAAUCAACUUAUUGGUUGAUCAAUUAAUUAAUACAUAUGAUAACUCUGGUACUGGAGAACUUUGCUUCAAAGAAUUUCAUCAAAUGGUUUCUUCUGCUCCAGGAGUUAUAGAGAGUUUUGAUAUCAAUCUUGAUGUUUUAUUUGGUUAA
Messenger RNA from Trichomonas vaginalis G3, 405 nucleotides. RefSeq names its product oxidoreductase activity, acting on NAD(P)H, oxygen as acceptor. Gene Ontology annotation, molecular function: kinase binding; calcium ion binding. The record is from RefSeq and is a predicted model, not a curated record. Gene Ontology annotation, biological process: calcium-mediated signaling. The coding region runs from base 1 to 405 and encodes 134 amino acids. The transcript has a single exon. Lineage: Eukaryota; Parabasalia; Trichomonadida; Trichomonadidae.